AUGUAUCGGCAAAUUCUAGUUGACCAACGCGAUGUUGACUACCAGCGGAUUCUGUGGCGAGAGUCUCCGGAACAACCAGUCAAUGAGUAUCAACUACUCACAGUUACCUACGGCACCGCUUCCGCUCCUUACCUCGCUCUCCGUGUUGUGCGACAGUUAGCGCAAGAUGAAGGCGCCUCAUUUCCGCUCGCGGUUCCGGUUCUCCUUUCGCAACUCUACGUCGACGACAGCGUGUUCGGCGCCGACGAUAAAAUUCUCGCGCGCCAGACUCGCGACCAACUUGUCGCUUUAUUAGAAAAGGGCGGUUUUCGCUUGAGAAAAUGGGCGAGCAAUUGCGAAGAUUUCCUAUCGGAUAUUGAUCCGUCCGAUCACGGUCUUGCCUGCUCAAAGGAGCUAUAUGAUGAUGAGCGAUUGAGCGUGCUAGGUCUCACGUGGGACCCGUGUCGCGAUGUCUUUCGGGUUAAAGUUUCCCUCCCGACACAUAUCUCGAAAACGAAACGCGAGAUCUUAUCGACCAUCGCCAAACUAUUUGAUCCGCUCGGUUGGAUCACCCCCGUCGUGAUUACCGCAAAAAUAUUUCUGCAAACCUUGUGGCAAUUAAAAUGCGAUUGGGACGACGACAUUUCCGGCGAUUACGCAACCGACUGGGAACGCUAUUAUUUGCAAUUAUCGUGCCUUCAUCAACUCAAAAUCGCGCGCUGGACGCGAUACGGCUCUCAUACCUUGAAAACGGAGUUACACGGUUUCUCAGACGCCUUUACGAAAGCUUAUGCGGCGGUAGUCUACCUCCGUAACAUUAACAUCGACGGAUCGGUCGACGUUUUCUUGCUUGCCGCGAAGUCCAAGGUCGCCCCUCUCAAAACAUUAAGCGUUCCGCGUCUCGAGUUAGCCGCUGCACAUCUUCUUUCGCGCCUCGUGCAGUUUGUUCAAACGACGCUUUAA
Nylanderia fulva is the source of this 942-nucleotide messenger RNA. RefSeq lists its product as uncharacterized. NCBI's taxonomy places the organism in Eukaryota, Metazoa, Arthropoda, Insecta, Hymenoptera, Formicidae. The record is from RefSeq and is a predicted model, not a curated record.